Molecule: messenger RNA, 1735 nt
Organism: Impatiens glandulifera
Lineage: Eukaryota; Viridiplantae; Streptophyta; Magnoliopsida; Ericales; Balsaminaceae
Product: APO protein 2, chloroplastic-like
Exons: 4
Coding region: 311-1585 (424 amino acids)
Molecular function (GO): RNA binding
Source: RefSeq, a predicted model, not a curated record
ACUCCAUUGCUUUCCUUCGUACUUAGAACGGACCAGCUGCAGUCGAGCAAGAGAGAAGUGGAGCAGCCAUAGUUCGCUUGCUCCACUACCUUUGCAGUGCACACGAACCCAAUCCUCCGUGACUCUUUCUCUCUCCACGCUCAAUUUUCCCUGACUACCCUCCCUAGUCCCUCAGUCCCCUGUUUAUCUCCCAAGAACGAUUCCCGCCCGACGCCCACUGGUGCCUUGGUUCCUGCGCCUACCGCCGACGCCGCCCAGUGGCCCACCUGAUGCCGUGAGCUGUCCACUAUCCAGCCUCUAGGAUAUAACAAUGGAAUGUAGUUCUCUUUGUUUUUCACAUUCUAAACUGGAGUUCCUUCAGCUUUGUUCUCUAAAGCCGUCUCAGGAUUGUCUUGGUUAUACAAAGCAUGUUCGCAUUGCAAGAUUUUUUGAUAAACUCAGGAAUCCCCUGAGCAAAACAUAUAAGCCAAAUGUUUUGUCGGUCAGAUGUGAUAAUGGUCAAAAUGCUGAUUUUGCUAAGCAUUACUCGAAGAAAGAGAAGAAACCUUUCCCAAUCCCUGUAGUAGAGCUACGGCGAGCUGCUAGAGAGAGAGUCAAAAAUAGGAAUGGUCAACCAAGAAGACCCUAUCCACCACCAAAAAUGGGACUGCUAGCUAAGAAUUUGAUUCCAGUUGCAUAUAAUGUGUUUAAUGCAAGAGUGACAUUGAUCAACAAUCUGCAGAAACUCUUGAAAGUUGUUCCAGUUCAAGCUUGCAAGUGGUGUAAUGAAAUCCAUGUAGGGCCGGUUGGGCAUCCGUUCAAAUCAUGCAGAGGUCAAGGAUCUUCAUUACGCAAGGGCAUCCAUGAGUGGGGAUCUUCAGUUGUUGAAGACAUUAUAGUGCCUGUUGAAGCUUACCACCUUUAUGACCGGUUAGGAAAACGAAUAACUCAUGAUGAAAGAUACUCAAUUCCCCGAAUUCCUGCUGUCGUUGAACUCUGCAUACAAGCAGGUCUCGACUUACCUGAAUUCCCCACCAAGAGGAGACGAAAGCCAAUAAUCCGCAUAGGAAAAAACGAAUUUGUGGAUGCCGACGAGAGUGAACUUCCAGAUCUCGACCCAGAAAAAAAGCCAGUGCAGUUACUAACCGAAAUAAGAUACGAAGAAGUAAAACCUCCUUGUUCAGAAGAAAUAUUACAGAUUGCUAAUGAAACUCUCUUAGCAUGGGAAGUUAUGAGGCAGGGGUCAUUGAGGCUAAUGAAGAUGUACCCGGUUAGGGUUUGUGGAUACUGUCCAGAUGUUCAUGUGGGACCCAGCGGUCAUAAGGCUCAGAAUUGUGGUGCGUUUAAACAUCAACAGCGAAAUGGGCAACAUGGCUGGCAGGCUUCGGUCCUGGAUGACUUGGUGCCGCCAAGGUAUGUGUGGCAUGUUCCUGAUUUGAAUAAGCCGGAGAUGAAAUGGGAACUUAGAAACUUCUAUGGACAGGCUCCUGCUGUGGUAGAGAUUUGUGUACAGGCUGGGAUUGAUAUUCCGGAACAGUAUAAACCUACUAUGAGAUUGGAUGUUGGGAUUCCAACUGAUGUUAGAGAGGCUGAGAUGGUUGUAUGAGGAGGAACUGUCUUUCUUUUCUUUGUUGUAUUGUUUGAUCCUUUUACUCCAAGGGAUGGUUGGUAAUCCUGUGUUAUUCAAAAAUAACCUUUGUCCCUUUUAAGUUAUGGGAAAAGGUAAUAUUUUGGUGAAAGGAUUGAUAUAAAAAUA